Messenger RNA from Botrytis byssoidea, 2595 nucleotides. RefSeq lists its product as uncharacterized. Bases 1 to 2595 code for a protein of 864 amino acids. The record is from RefSeq and is a predicted model, not a curated record. The transcript has 5 exons. NCBI's taxonomy places the organism in Eukaryota, Fungi, Ascomycota, Leotiomycetes, Helotiales, Sclerotiniaceae.
AUGGGUGUUCUUAGCUAUUUCAAGAUCUCAAAGCCUGAGAAGUCUGAAUCAAGCAAAGAGAAAGCUCCAGCUGACCCAAAUUCUGUCAUUCAAAAUGAUUCUCCCCGUCAUGGCUAUUCAGACCCAUCACCUACUGCAUCGAGCAGGCAAAGCUUGUAUAGCAACAAUCGUUUAGAUGAUAUCAGACAUCAAGUUAUUCUUAACUAUCUUUGGCAGAAGCAAAGAGGUCUGAUGUGGAUUAUGGAUGAUUCAGGUCAGCAUGAGGGUGUCAUGGUACGCAAAGAUAGGACAGAAUAUCUCUGUCGUCCUCCAGCACUAGCUAGCUCCACCUUUGGUAGGGCGAUGAAGAUCAUGAACGUUUCUGCUGCUAUGACCAUCAACUCCACCGUCGUUCAACCAUUUCUGACAAGAUCGCCCGACGCUCUUGAUGUCCCUCUUACCAAUGGUCUUCGAGUUCAAAUUCUACCAACACUUGAAGAUCUUCCCCGUGCUCGCAGAGCUCACUAUGCUGCUUUCAUUGCUAGAGAAGCUCUUCUCGUUGUUUGGGAAGAUGAUCCAACACUACUGUUUGAUAGAGCCAAAGCAAUCGAAGACGGUCUACUGCAGACUAUCUGGAAUGCAACAGAACAUGAAAAGAAUGAAACACAACCUCGAACUCAAGUCCGCGAGCUUGACGAAGAGUCAGGGCAGUCUAUCGUUGAAGAGAGACCGACCAUGUACCUCAAUUCAUUCAUGGUCUCUUGUUCAAUCUGCCUUCUGGUUUGUAUCAUGGGUUUAGGAUACGCUCAGCUGGCAAUAGAAGUCGUAGUAUUGAAGCAUUGGAUAUCUCUUUGCUACCUGAUUGUCACUCCAAUUUAUUGCUUCUUUUCCUUGUUCUUCACAAACGUUGUAAUCGGAGUUCUCAUGCAGUGCUUCGGUCCAAUUCAGCAACUGAAUAAGAACACCAAGUUCUUCUCUGCGAAAGCACCUCCUCGUCUUCUAACCACCACACUACCACAUGUCACCAUUCAAUGUCCUGUGUAUAAGGAAGGCUUGGCUGCCGUCAUUGCUCCAACAGUCUCCUCAAUCAAAAAAGCAAUUUCUACCUACGAAUUGCAAGGAGGCUCUGCAAAUAUAUUUAUCAACGACGACGGUCUUCAACUUCUUGAUGAAGCUACUCGACAACAAAGAAUUGACUUUUACGCUGAUCAUGGUAUUGGCUGGACAGCCCGUCCUCCCAACGGUCAAAAUGGAUACGAACGUAAAGGAAAAUUCAAGAAGGCCUCAAACAUGAACUACGGACUUGCCUUAUCCAAUUCCAUUGAAGAGAAACUUCAAGAUAUUGAAAGACCAGCUACCUGGACUCAGGUUGAUGAGGUUGCAGCUUUUGAAUCUUGCAUGUCGGACGUUCUUGAUGAGAACCCUGAAGCAUGGGCUGAAGGCAAUAUCAGAAUUGGUGACUACAUUCUGCUCAUUGACUCCGAUACCCAGGUUCCAGAAGAUUGCUUGCUUGAUGCUGCUAGCGAAAUGGAACAAUCUCCAGACGUCGGCAUCAUUCAAUUCUCUUCUGCUGUCAUGCAAGUAUCGCACAACUUUUUCGAAAAUGGCAUUACUUUCUUCACAAAUCUCAUCUACUCUGCUAUUCGUUACGGUGUUGCCAAUGGUGGCGUAGCAGCUUUUGUAGGCCACAAUGCAAUCCUCCGAUGGUCUGCUAUCCAAGAGAUUGCUUUCGAGGAUGAAGAAGGUCAUGAACGAUUCUGGUCUGAGUCCUGUGUCUCUGAGGACUUUGACAUGGCUCUACGAUUACAACUUAAGCACUAUACCAUCCGCAUGGCCGCCUGGGCUGGUGAUGGAUUCAAAGAAGGUGUAUCUCUCACUGUUUACGAUGAAUUGACACGCUGGCAAAAAUAUGCUUAUGGAUGCAACGAGCUUAUGUUCAACCCUAUCAGAACAUGGUUAUGGAAGUCUCCGUUCACACCUCUCUUCCGUAAAUUCAUCUGUUCCAGUAUCGACAUUGGCUCAAAAGUUCAAAUCGUUGCGUACAUCGGUACAUACUAUGCAUUGGGUAGUGCAUGGUUAAUUUGUCUUGCAAAUUACGUAUUCGUUGGUCUUUGGAAUGGAUAUCUCGAUCGUGCUUAUGUCGAUUCAUGGCAAAAUUGGCUCGCAAUCACUGUGGUGUUUACUGGCGCGGGUAAUGUCGGUCUUGCCGUACAACGUCAUCGUUCUGGUGAAAAAUCCUUCCUUCCUGCUAUCCUUGAAAACUUAAAAUGGUGUUUCAUGUUCAUGAUAUUCUUCGGUGGUGUAUCCCUUCACAUGUCCCAAGCGCUUCUCUGCCACAUGUUUGAGAUCAACAUGACAUGGGGUGCCACGUCAAAAGAAGUUGAAUUUUCCAAUUUCUUCCUCGAAGUCCCCAAGAUUCUCAAGACCUUCAAGUACACAUACUUAAUGUGUAUAUUCGGUAUCGUGUUGAUGGUCAUCAUGGCAAAAGCUCCUUUCUUACCCUGGAGUUACAACAUCGAUGAGUUCAUUGCGAUCUUUCCUCUGGGGGUCAUGGUUGCUAGUCAUUUACUUCUGCCAGUGGCGCUGAACCCGGAAAUGAUGACAUUUAGUUGGUAG